AUGGCCACUGCAGCCUCGCAAGCCUCCCUCUCGCUCAAGCAAGCCGGCAAAGUCGUCUGCAUCGGCCGCAACUAUGCAGACCACAUCGCGGAGCUGCAAAACGCAAAGCCAAAGAAGCCCUUCUUCUUCCUCAAGCCGCCCUCGUCCAUUGUCCUGCCGGGCGAGGGCCCGUGCCUGCAGCCCAAGGGCGUGGACAUGCACUUUGAGGUGGAGCUGGCGCUGGUCAUUGGGCGGAUGGUGAGGAACCUGCAUCCCGAGGAUGAAGAGGGGGCGAUGGAUGCUAUUCGGGCCUACGCCGUCGGCAUCGACAUGACAGCCCGCAACGUCCAAAACGAAGCCAAGAAAAAGGGCCUCCCCUGGGACAUUGCAAAAGGCUUCGACACCUUCUUGCCCAUGAGCAACCUCAUCCCCAAGGCGGCCAUCGCGGACCCGCACGACGCGGAGCUGUUCCUCGACGUCAACGGGCAGCCGCGCCAGCGCGGGUCCACGGCCCUCAUGAUCUACCGCAUCCCGCGCAUCAUGAGCGACAUCUCGCGCGUCAUGACGCUGCUGCCGGGCGACGUGGUCCUGACGGGGACGCCGGCCGGCGUUGGGCCCGUCGUGCCGGGCGAUGUGAUGAGGGCGGGCGUCAGGGUGCAGGGACAGGAGGUGGAGGAGGGGAGGAUCGAGGUGCCCGUGGAGUUGUCGGGGAGUGCGUAUGAGUUUUCCGAGACGUAG
Molecule: messenger RNA, 717 nt
Organism: Trichoderma reesei QM6a
Lineage: Eukaryota; Fungi; Ascomycota; Sordariomycetes; Hypocreales; Hypocreaceae
Exons: 3
Coding region: 1-717 (238 amino acids)
Cellular component (GO): mitochondrion
Molecular function (GO): acetylpyruvate hydrolase activity
Source: RefSeq, a predicted model, not a curated record